UCAAUUCAAUUACUCACCACUUCUGAAGAGAAACAUACGGAGCCGGAUGCUUCAGUAGAGUCACUCGCAUCUCUUAAAAGUUCAGCGCUUCCAUUCACCACGAUCGAACCAACAGAAGGUGGCCAAACAGAAGUAUCACUGCCAGUCUCGGCCGACUCGACAAACAGAGGAAUUCUCACGUCCGAUUUAAUUCAUACACUCAGUACUCCUGAAGAAAAACCUACGGAACCGGAUGCUUCAGUAGAGUCACUCGCAUCUCUUAAAAGUUCAGCGCUUCCAUUCAAUACGAUCGAACCACCGGAAGGUAGCCAAACAGAAGUAUCCCCACCAGUCAUAGUCGACUCGACAGAAAGAGGAACUCUCACGUCAGAUUUAGAUCAUAAACUCAGUACUCCUGAGGAAAAUCUCACGGAACUGGAGUCCUCAGUAGAGUCUUUCGCUUCUCUUAAAAGUUCAGUACUACCAUAUACUACGACUGAGCCACCAGAAGGUGGUCAACUAGAGGGACCACCAACAGUCUCAGCGGACUCGACAGAAAAAGGACUUCUUACGUCCGAUACAAUUCAAUUACUCACCACUUCUGAAGAGAAACAUACGGAGCCGGAUGCUUCAGUAGAGUCACUCGCAUCUCUUAAAAGUUCAGCGCUUCCACUCACCACGAUCGAACCACCAGAAAGUGGCCAAACAGAAGUAUCACCACCAGUCUUAGUCGACUCGACAGAAAGAGGAACUCUCACGUCCGAUUUAGCUCCUACACUCAGUACUCCUGAAGAAAAACCUACGGAACCGGAUGCUUCAGUAGAGUCACUCGCAUCUCUUAAAAGUUCAGCGCUUCCAUUCAAUACGAUCGAACCACCGGAAGGUAGCCAAACAGAAGUAUCACCACCAGUCAUAGUCGACUCGACAGAAAGAGGAACUCUCACGUCCGAUUUAGUUCAUAAACUCAGUACUCCUGAGGAAAAUCUCACGGAACUGGAGUCCUCAGUAGAGUCUUUCGCUUCUCUUAAAAGUUCAGUACUACCAUAUACUACGACUGAGCCACCAGAAGGUGGUCAACUAGAGGGACCACCAACAGUCUCAGCGGACUCGACAGAAAAAGGACUUCUUACGUCCGAUACAAUUCAAUUACCCACCACUUCUGAAGAGAAACAUACGGAGCCGGAUGCUUCAGUAGAGUCACUCGCAUCUCUUAAAAGUUCAGCGCUUCCAUUUACCACGAUCGAACCACCAGAAGGUGGCCAAACGGAAGUAUCACCACCAGUCUUAGUCGACUCGACAGAAAGAGGAACUCUCACGUCCGAUUUAGUUCAUAAACUCAGUACUCCUGUGGAAAAUCUCACGGAACUGGAGUCCUCAGUAGAGUCUUUCGCUUCUCUUAAAAGUUCAGUACUACCAUAUACUACGACUGAGCCACCAGAAGGUGGUCAACUAGAGGGACCACCAACAGUCUCAGAGGACUCGACAGAAGAAGGACUUCUUACGUCCGAUACAAUUCAAUUACUCACCACUUCUGAAGAGAAACAUACGGAGCCGGAUGCUUCAGUAGAGUCACUCGCAUCUCUUAAAAGUUCAGCGCUUCCAUUCACCACGAUCGAACCAACAGAAGGUGGCCAAACAGAAGUAUCACUGCCAGUCUCGGCCGACUCGACAAACAGAGGAAUUCUCACGUCCGAUUUAAUUCAUACACUCAGUACUCCUGAAGAAAAACCUACGGAACCGGAUGCUUCAGUAGAGUCACUCGCAUCUCUUAAAAGUUCAGCGCUUCCAUUCAAUACGAUCGAACCACCGGAAGGUAGCCAAACAGAAGUAUCACCACCAGUCAUAGUCGACUCGACAGAAAGAGGAACUCUCACGUCCGAUUUAGUUCAUAAACUCAGUACUCCUGAGGAAAAUCUCACGGAACUGGAGUCCUCAGUAGAGUCUUUCGCUUCUCUUAAAAGUUCAGUACUACCAUAUACUACGACUGAGCCACCAGAAGGUGGUCAACUAGAGGGACCACCAACAGUCUCAGCGGACUCGACAGAAAAAGGACUUCUUACGUCCGAUACAAUUCAAUUACCCACCACUUCUGAAGAGAAACAUACGGAGCCGGAUGCUUCAGUAGAGUCACUCGCAUCUCUUAAAAGUUCAGCGCUUCCAUUUACCACGAUCGAACCACCAGAAGGUGGCCAAUCAGAAGUAUCACCACCAGUCUUAGUCGACUCGACAGAAAGAGGAAUUCUUACAUCGGAUUUAAUUGAUACACUCAGUACUCCUGAAGAAAAACGUACGGAGCCGGAUGCUUCAGUGGAGUCACUCGCAUCUCUUAAAAGUUCAGCGCUUUCAUUCACCACGAUCGAACCACCAGAAAGUGGCCAGACAGAAGUAUCACCACCAGUCUCAGUGGACUCGACAGAAAGAGGAAUUCUCACGUCCGAUUUAAUUCAUACACUAAGUACUCCUGAAGAAAAACGUACGGAACCGGAUAUUUCAGUAGAGUCACUCGCAUCUCUUAAAAGCUCAGUGCUUCCAUUCACCACGAUCGAACCACCAGAAGGUGGCCAAACAGAAAUAACACCACCAGUCUCAGUGGACUCGACAGAAAGAGGAAUUCUCACGUCCGAUUUAAUUCAUACACUCAGUACUCCUGAAGAAAAACGUACGGAACCGGAUGUCUCAGUAGAGUCACUCGCAUCUCUUAAAAGCUCAGUGCUUCCAUUCACCACGAUCGAACCACCAGAAGGUGGCCAAACAGAAGUAACACCACCAGUCUCAGUGGACUCGACAGAAAGAGGAAUUCUCACGUCCGAUUUAAUUCAUACACUAAGUACUCCUGAAGAAAAACGUACGGAACCGGAUAUUUCAGUAGAGUCACUCGCAUCUCUUAAAAGCUCAGUGCUUCCAUUCACCACGAUCGAACCACCAGAAGGUGGCCAAACAGAAAUAACACCACCAGUCUCAGUGGACUCGACAGAAAGAGGAAUUCUCACGUCCGAUUUAAUUCAUACACUAAGUACUCCUGAAGAAAAACGUACGGAACCGGAUAUUUCAGUAGAGUCACUCGCAUCUCUUAAAAGUUCAGCGCUUCCAUUUACCACGAUCGAACCACCAGAAGGUGGCCAAUCAGAAAUAUCACCACCAGUCUUAGUCGACUCGACAGAAAGAGGAAUUCUUACAUCCGAUUUAAUUGAUACACGCAGUACUCCUGAAGAAAAACGUACGGAACCGGAUGCUUCAGUAGAGUCACUCGCAUCUCUGAAAAGUUCAGCGCUUCCAUUCACCACGAUCGAACCACCAGAAAGUGGACAAACAGAAAUAUCACCACCAGUCUCAGUGGACUCGACAGAAAGAGGAAUUCUCACGUCCGAUUUAAUUCAUACACUCAGUACUCCUGAAGAAAUACGUACGGAACCGGAUGUCUCAGUAGAGUCCCUCGCAUCUCUUAAAAGUUCAGCGCUUCCAUUUACCACGAUCGAACCACCAGAAGGUGGCCAAUCAGAAGUAUCACCACCAGUCUUAGUCGACUCGACAGAAAGAGGAAUUCUUACAUCCGAUUUAAUUGAUACACGCAGUACUCCUGAAGAAAAACGUACGGAACCGGAUGCUUCAGUAAAGUCACUCGCAUCUCUUAAAAGUUCAGCGCUUCCAUUCACCACGACCGAACCACCAGAAGGUGGCCAAACAGAAGUAUCACCACCAGUCUCAGUCGACUCGACAGAAAGAGGAUUUCUUACAUCCGAUUUAAUUGAUAUACUCAGUACUCCUGAAGAAAAACGUACCGAACCGGAUGCUUCAGUAGAGUCACUCGAAUCUCUUAAAAGUUCAGCGCUUCCAUUCACCACGAUCGAACCACCAGGAGGUGGCCAAACAGAAGUAUCACCCCAAAUUUCAAUUUACUCUACAGAAAGAGGAGUUUCUACUUCGGAUAUAAUUCAUUUACCCACUACUUCUGAAGAAAAACAUUCGGAGCCGGAUCCUUCAUUAGAUUCAUUCGCAUCUCCUGAAAGUUCAGUUCUUCCAUUCACUUCGAUCGAACCACCAGAGGAGGGCCAAACAGAGAUAUCACAUCUUGUUUCAGUGGACUCGACAGAAGUAGGAAUUCAUAUGUCUGAUUUAAUUAGUUUACUCAGUACUUCUGAAGAGGAAAGUACGGAACCGGAUUAUUCAGUAGAUUCAUUCGCAUCUCCUGAAAGUUCAGUUCUUCCAUUCACUUCGAUCGAACCACCAGAAGAGGGCCAAACAGAGAUAUCACAUCUUGUGUCAGUGGACUCGACAGAAGUAGGAAUUCAUACGUCUGAUUUAAUUAGUUUACUCAGUACUUCUGAAGAGGAAAGUACGGAACCGGAUUAUUCAGUAGAUUCAUUCGCAUCUCCUGAAAGUUCAGUUCUUCCAUUCACUUCGAUCGAACCACCAGAAGAGGGCCAAACAGGGAUAUCACAUCUCGUUUCAGUGGACUCGACAGAAGUAGGAAUUCUUACGUCUGCUUUAAUUAGUUUACUCAGUACUUCUGAAGAGAAAAGUACGGAACCCGAUCCUUCAGUAUAUUCAUUCGCAUCUCCUGAAAGUUCAGUUCUUCCAUUCACUUCGAUCGAACCACCAGAAGAGGGCCAAACAGGGGUAUCACAUCUUGUUUCAGUGGACUCGAAAGAAGUAGGAAUUCAUACGUCUGAUUUAAUUAGUUUACUCAGUACUUCUGAAGAGAAAAGUACGGAACCCGAUCCUUCAGCAUAUACAUUCGCAUCUCCUGAAAGUUCAGUUCUUCCAUUCACUUCGAUCGAACCACCAGAAGAGGGCCAAACAGGGAUAUCACAUCUUGUUUCAGUGGACUCGACAGAAGUAGGAAUUCAUACGUCUGAUUUAAUUAGUUUACUCAGUACUUCUGAAGAGAAAAGUACGGAACCCGAUCCUUCAGUAGAUUCAUUCGCAUCUCCUGAAAGUUCAGUUCUUCCAUUCACUUCGAUCGAACCACCAGAAGUUGGCCAAACAGGGAUAUCACAGCUUGUUUCAUUGGACCCGACAGAAGUAGGAAUUCAUACGUCUGAUUUAAUUAGUUUACUCAGUACUUCUGAAGGGAAAAGUACGGAACCCGAUCCUUCAGCAUAUACAUUCGCGUCUCCUGAAAGUUCAGUUCUUCCAUUCACUUCGAUCGAACCACCAGAAGAGGGCCAAAAAGGGGUAUCACAGCUUGUUUCAGUGGACUCGACAGAAGUAGGAAUUCAUACGUCUGAUUUAAUUAGUUUACUCAGUACUUCUGAAGAGAAAAGUACGGAACCCGAUCCUUCAGUAGAUUCAUUCGCAUCUCCUGAAAGUUCAGUUCUUCCAUUCACUUCGAUCGAACCACCAGAAGUUGGCCAAACAGGGAUAUCACAGCUUGUUUCAUUGGACCCGACAGAAGUAGGAAUUCAUACGUCUGAUUUAAUUAGUUUACUCAGUACUUCUGAAGGGAAAAGUACGGAACCCGAUCCUUCAGCAUAUACAUUCGCGUCUCCUGAAAGUUCAGUUCUUCCAUUCACUUCGAUCGAACCACCAGAAGAGGGCCAAAAAGGGGUAUCACAGCUUGUUUCAGUGGACUCGACAGAAGUAGGAAUUCAUACGUCUGAUUUAAUUAGUUUACUCAGUACUUUUGAAGAGAAAAGUACGGAACCCGAUCCUUCAGCAUAUACAUUCGCAUCUCCUGAAAGUUCAGUUCUUCCAUUCACUUCGAUCGAACCACCAGAAGUUGGCCAAACAGGGAUAUCACAGCUUGUUUCAGUGGACUCGACAGAAGUAGGAAUUCAUACGUCUGAUUUAAUUAGUUUACUCAGUACUUCUGAAGGGAAAAGUACGGAACCCGAGCCUUCAGCAUAUACAUUCGCAUCUCCUGAAAGUUCAGUUCUUCCAUUCACUUCGAUCGAAACACCAGAAGAUGGCCAAACAGGGAUAUCACAUCUUGUUUCAGUGGACUCGACAGAAGUAGUAAUUUAUACGUCUGAUUUAAUUAGUUUACUCAGUACUUCUGAAGGGAAAAGUACGGAACCCGAGCCUUCAGCAUAUACAUUCGCAUCUCCUGAAAGUUCAGUUCUUCCAUUCACUUCGAUCGAAACACCAGAAGAGGGCCAAACAGGGGUAUCACAGCUUGUUUCAGUGGACUCGACAGAAGUAGGAAUUCAUACGUCUGAUUUAAUUAGUUUACUCAGUACUUCUGAAGGGAAAAGUACGGAACCCGAGCCUUCAGCAUAUACAUUCGCAUCUCCUGAAAGUUCAGUUCUUCCAUUCACUUCGAUCGAAACACCAGAAGAUGGCCAAACAGGGAUAUCACAUCUUGUUUCAGUGGACUCGACAGAAGUAGUAAUUUAUACGUCUGAUUUAAUUAGUUUACUCAGUACUUCUGAAGAGAAAAGUACGGAAGCCGAUCCUUCAGUAGAUUCAUUUGCAUCUCCAGAAAGUUCAGUUCUUCCAUUCACUUCGAUCGAACCACCAGAAGAUGGCCAAAUUGGCACCUCCGAUUUAAGCGAUAUACUCAGUACUGCGAAAGAGAGAACUUUGGAACCGGAUCCUUCUGGCCAACCUGGGGGAUCACUACCAGUGAGUGGUCAGACCGGGCGGCCCGAUAUGAAAACUGAUGAAGUAUCGCCGGAAUUGGCAAGUACCAUCCCAACCCAGAAAACUUAUGGAACAAAAAGCAGAUAUAGAGUUAGACCACCACUCAGGAUAUGUUAUGAUGUGAAAUAUAAACAUAAACCGCAAUGUCAAAAAAAAAACAGAAGGUUCAUGGUUCACAAACGUUGCAGUAUCUUGUAAAAUUGUAUGUUGUUUUUUAGUUGCGGCUGACUUUAUAGUCUGACUUGAUUCGCAAUUUAAAUUAGUUAUAUUUUUGUUAAAAUUAAAUGAUAAGUUUAAGGCAAGUCAUUAACUCCAUUAUCAAAAUACAUUUUUGUCGCACAAAUAUGUUGGCUGUUUGUCUAUGAAAUACACAAAAGUGAUUUCCACUGGUCCAUUUUAAUUGUUUUUAUGUUUUCAUAAUUUUUACAAAUCCUUUUUGUCGUCGAAAUUAGCUUGGUUUUUCUCAGCGCGUGCAAGAAAUUUAUAAUGUUGCGUUUGCGACAAUUAAGAAUAGUAAAUGCUAC
This is a messenger RNA of Drosophila pseudoobscura, 7085 nucleotides long. RefSeq lists its product as uncharacterized. The transcript has 4 exons. The record is from RefSeq and is a predicted model, not a curated record. Bases 4084 to 6759 code for a protein of 891 amino acids. NCBI's taxonomy places the organism in Eukaryota, Metazoa, Arthropoda, Insecta, Diptera, Drosophilidae.